Molecule: messenger RNA, 474 nt
Organism: Lottia gigantea (owl limpet)
Lineage: Eukaryota; Metazoa; Mollusca; Gastropoda; Lottiidae
Exons: 1
Source: RefSeq, a predicted model, not a curated record
AAGCUGAACAGUCAUUGUAAGGAUAUCAGUAAUAAGCUGAACAGUCAUUGUAAGGAUACCAGUAAUAAGCUGAACAGUCAUUGUAAGGAUACCAGUAAUAAGCUGAACAGUCAUUGUAAGAAUAUCAGUACUAAGCUGAACAGUCAUUGUAAGGAUAUCAGUAAUAAGCUGAACAGUCAUUGUAAGGAUACCAGUAAUAAGCUGAACAGUCAUUGUAAGGAUACCAGUAAUAAGCUGAACAGUCAUUGUAAGGAUACCAGUAAUAAGCUGAACAGUCAUUGUAAGAAUAUCAGUAAUAACCUGAACAGUCAUUGUAAGGAUAUCAGUAAUAAGCUGAACAGUCAUUGUAAGGAUAUCAGUAACAAGCUGAACAGUCAUUGUAAGGAUAUCAGUAAUAAGCUGAACAGUCAUUGUAAGGGUACCAGUAAUAAGCUGAACAGUCAUUGUAAGAAUAUCAGUAAUAACCUGAUGUAA